AUGGGGAGAACGGCAGAUUCCUAUAAGUUCAUCACCAAGAUGCUGUGGUUUAUAAUCGUAGCAGUUACUUUGGGUAAUGCAGUGCAAGCUGACGAGAUCUGCUUCAGGAAUUUAGGCUGCUUUACUGAUGAUGUUCCAUGGGGUGGAACAAAGGAAAGACCAAUUAAAAGACUACCCUGGUCUCCAGAGCAUAUUAAUAUACGUUUUUUGCUUUGGACAAGAAGGAAUACGGAAACUUAUCAGAAAAUUUCUGCAGAAGAUCCUUCAACAAUCGAAAGCUCUAACUUUGACCUAACCAAAAAAACUCGUUUUGUGGUUCAUGGGUAUAUAGACAAGGGAGAGGAAUCAUGGCUGACUGAUAUGUGCAAGGCAAUGUUUGAAGUGGAAGAUGUGAAUUGCAUUUGUGUUGACUGGGUACGUGGUUCAAGAACUUUAUACGAUCAAGCUGUUAACAACGUCCGGGUUGUUGGUGCAGAAAUUGCGUAUCUAAUUGAAGUAUUAGAGAAAAAUUUUAACUACUCUCGUUCCGUGACUCACAUUAUUGGCCACAGUCUUGGCAGCCAUGUUGCUGGAGAAGCUGGGAGACGCUUGCCGGGGAUUGGAAGAAUCACAGGUCUCGAUCCAGCCAAGCCCUUUUUUAAGAAUACACCUAUUGAAGUUAGACUGGAUCGUUCAGAUGCUUUGUUUGUUGAUGUCAUCCACACUAAUGGUGCUCCACUGAUUCCUUAUAUUGGUUUUGGACUGCUUGAACCUGUUGGACAUCUUGACUUCUAUCCAAAUGGUGGAGAAUUAAUGCCAGGAUGUGACAAAAAUAUAAUUUCAACAAUAAUUGAUAUCAAUGGCAUUUGGGAAGGCACUCGUGACUUUGCAGCGUGUAACCAUUUACGGUCAUAUAAAUAUUACACAGAGAGCAUUACAACCAAAGAUGGUUUCAUAGGAAUUCCAUGCACCACCUAUGAUGAUUUUAAAGCAGGGAAUUGCUUCAAGUGCCUGCCAGAAGGCUGCCCAUUAAUGGGUCACUAUGCUGAUACCUUUCCUCUUGGAAAUGCUACUUCAGAGCCCAAUUUUUAUCUGGACACUGGCGAUGCUCCAUCUUUUUCACGCUGGAGAUAUAGAGUUUCGGUUAAAAUUACCUGUACACGGAAUAUCAGAGGAUUCUUCAAUGUGGCUUUAUAUGGUCCCAAUGGAAACACUCGACAAUAUCAAAUUGCAAAAGCUCUGUUGGAGAAUGGAAAAACAUUCAUAGCUGACAUUGAUGUAGAGAAGGACGUGGGGGAGAUUACGAAAGUCAAAUUUCUCUGGAAUAAUAAGGUACCAAAUGUGUUUGGGCCAGACGUUGGAGCAGAAACUAUAACUGUAUUAAGAAUAUAUGAUCAGAAAACCUUUAAAUUUUGUGGAUCUGGAGGCGCCAAUGAAGAUAUUCUGCAAACUGUUAUGCCUUGCUAA
Pristis pectinata (smalltooth sawfish) is the source of this 1446-nucleotide messenger RNA. RefSeq names its product pancreatic lipase-related protein 2-like. Gene Ontology annotation, biological process: lipid metabolic process. The transcript is spliced from 13 exons. Gene Ontology annotation, molecular function: triacylglycerol lipase activity; protein binding. Bases 1 to 1446 code for a protein of 481 amino acids. Lineage: Eukaryota; Metazoa; Chordata; Chondrichthyes; Rhinopristiformes; Pristidae. The record is from RefSeq and is a predicted model, not a curated record.